Messenger RNA from Candidula unifasciata, 495 nucleotides. Lineage: Eukaryota; Metazoa; Mollusca; Gastropoda; Stylommatophora; Geomitridae. The record is from the annotation of a GenBank genome assembly.
AUGGAGUUUAUUGACGGCGCUGACCUGUCCGACUUAGAGUGCUACCGAGCGGACGCCUUCAUUCUCAUGUAUGCAGUGUCGGAACCCGAAUCAUUCACUUUUGCUGUCAACCUGCUCAACUACCUCAGACACGACCUGGGCACUGACAGAACCAUCUUCCUGGUAGCAAACAAAACCGAUCUGGUCAGGCAGAGAUUGGUUAUCUCUCAAGAGGCCAUCAGAUACACUUCCAGUAAUGAUUGUCACUUCUUGGAGACAUCAACAGCCUUGAACCUUAACCUUGAUGAACUCUUGAUUGGCAUCCUAUGUAACAUCAAGAAACAACUGAUCCCCGUCGAUGACACGGAAAAUCAGGAGAACAGACAUCGACUCAAACGACCCAACACUGAUCGCAGAUCUCGCUCCUCCGGCCGUGCCCUUUCCGCCAUCAGCAAUUUUAUCAAGCAUGCCUGCAGACGAGAGGACAAGAAACGGAAUGCAACAUCCGUGAAGUAA